Meloidogyne enterolobii is the source of this 585-nucleotide messenger RNA. The record is from the annotation of a GenBank genome assembly. NCBI's taxonomy places the organism in Eukaryota, Metazoa, Nematoda, Chromadorea, Rhabditida, Meloidogynidae.
AUGGAAAAAAUAAAUAUUUCUUCAAUUUCUUAUUGUAAAAUUAUUUUGCAUGCAUUUAAAUAUCCACAUUGUCAAAUUAAAGGUGUUUUGCUUGGUAAAAAUAAUUCUGAAGGUUUUAUAGAAGUUUUGGAUGUUAUUCCAGCAUUGCAUUCUGCAUUGGUUGUGCCUCCUAUAGAAAUUUUGUUUAUUCAUUUGGAUGUUUAUUGCCGUGAAAGGCAUUUGGAAAUUGUUGGGCUUUAUUAUGCUAAUAAUGUUUUUAUGAAUAAUAGUUUUGACGAACAAUGGAUGAAAAUAGCUUCAGAUAAACUCCAAAAUCCAAUAAUUUUACAAUUAGAAAAUUCCAAACUUUCAUUAAAUGCAGUCUCUCCUUGUCUUCGAGCUUAUUGUCAAGAAAGUUCUCAAAAAUGGAAAGAAAUUAAUUAUUUUGUUGAAAAUUCAGACGAAACAGUUUCUUUAGCUUCUUUAGCUGUUCAAAAUAAAUUACACAAAAAUUUGGCAGAUUUUGAAAAUCAUUUGGACGAACCGUUAAUUUUUGAUUUUUUUAAUAGUGAUUUAAAUGAAAAAAUUUUAUAUUCAAAUAAUUAA